Molecule: messenger RNA, 3424 nt
Organism: Argiope bruennichi
Lineage: Eukaryota; Metazoa; Arthropoda; Arachnida; Araneae; Araneidae
Product: fibroblast growth factor 17-like
Exons: 6
Coding region: 424-1131 (235 amino acids)
Biological process (GO): positive regulation of cell population proliferation; positive regulation of protein phosphorylation; animal organ morphogenesis
Cellular component (GO): cytoplasm
Molecular function (GO): growth factor activity; type 1 fibroblast growth factor receptor binding; type 2 fibroblast growth factor receptor binding
Source: RefSeq, a predicted model, not a curated record
GUAGGACGUAACUCGAAUACCUUCCUUUUGCAUGACCAUCGGGAUUUUUGAUUACCUCGUGGGCUUGUAUGUCCAGCCAUGCGAUUGAUUGUCCCCAGUGUAUUCAAGCUGCAGAUCACCACAUGUAUGCUUCGAGAAUCUUUUGGACUGGAAAGUACUGACACAUAUGAAGAAUCCGUCAUAAAAACUCAGUGCUAAGAUUACAUUUUGAGAUGUAAGAAAUCAGCUUCAACAUGGUGCUGCCCCUCCAGCAUAUUAGUUAGCUAAUAUUUACAUUCCUUACGCCCUAAUGUGCAUGAUACCAGCGAAAUCAUCCUACUUUUUGACUACUAAAAUUUAGCAACUUAAACUAUAACUGACCGUAAACAAGUGAAUCUGAGAAAUUUUUGCAUAAAGAACAAAGCAACCCUUAUACUAGUCUUAAUGUCAACCAAGAGAACAGGACAGAGUGCACUUGAACUCAGGUCUCCUAUAUACCGUUUACUAGUGCUUUUGAGUGUCUCUAUCUUGAUGGCUACUUUCAGUCUUGCUCUCUCUCCGGAUGCCCUUAUAGAAAGUGGUUCCAAAUUCCUGUCCGACAAUACCAUAACUCAAUAUAGCAUUAGAAGGCAAUAUAAGUUUUAUAAUCAUUGCAGCGCUAAACAAAUUCUGAUAGUCGGAAAUUCAGUUAGCGCAUCAGGUAGUCAAGAUAGCCCUAACACAAAUUUAAUUCUACAGUCGGCACACUAUAAAAAUCAUCACGGUAUUCAAAUUAUUGGUGCAACAAGUGGUCGAUAUCUGUGCUUUAGUAAAAAAAGUAAACUAAUCACAAAGUUCUCUGGAGCUAAUCCUCGCUGCAUCUUCGAAGAGUUAUUCAGUCCUGACUAUUAUACCGUCUUGAGAUCAGUUUCCAAUAAAGACUGGCUGGUGGGUUUCAACAGAAGAGGCAAGCCCAUCCUAGGAUCUGACACCAAAACACACAGAAGUCGCUGUUACCAUUUCACAAAAAGGGAUCACUCGUAUCUUGAUGCCUUGCACAAAACCAGGCAUUUCGCUCCAAAGAUCUCUAAUCCCCACAAGUUCUUGCAUCUUCUCCAUGAAAAGCGGACAAGACGGCAAAAGCGGCACGCCUUUAAUGAAAUGAGAAGAUGAACUUAUAUACUGAAGGAAUUGUGUGGCUCCCUCCUAACUAAAAAGGUUAUGACCUGUUUACUAUUUCGUUACUGGCUUGGAGUAAAAAACGAAUGACAGUUACGAUUAUGCCACCAGUUCCUAACCCACUUUCUUCAAAACUAUAAAUGGCGUUAAGUUUUCAAAUGCCAGUCAUUGUGUACUUUAAGUAUAACCCCGGUUUCAUGAUUUCAUUUGUUGCUUUUUUCAUUAUUAGAAUUGUCACUAGAAUUAAGUAGACUAUAACGAUCAAUGAUUCAUGCUAUUUGAGCACACAGUGUUUUUUUGAAACAUUGUUUUUAACUCAACGUAUGUCUACAUGUCCUGUGCUUAGAUCAUGCUUUUCCUGUUUUUGUUAAGAUUCGUUUUAUAGCAGCUGAGCAUGACAAGUCAAGACACAAAACUAGGUUCCUAUUGUUAAAAAUUUCUCGAAGAAUAUCUUAUUGCCUUGCUAUUUUUAUACGCAUUUUUUUACGAUGAUACGAUUGUAACGAUGAAGUCAUUAAAUUAAGCAUAAUUCUUCAUAAUUUUUUUUUGACUGAUCGUUUAUACAAAAGGCCAGUUUUUAGACGAUGAAACCUUCCGAUUUAUGAUUACAAGAGAAAUUUGCAAUGGAUUUUGAUUUUAAUGUAUGAUUGGUUUAUCAGGGUAAAAUGAAUAUUUUUAGCACAUUUAUGUAGAAUUGUUUUAUCAUCCGUGGUAUAAAUUUCUGUAUGUACAUAUUUUAUGACAUUUUAGCAAUACUAUAUGUUCCGAUUUUUAAUGAAUUAGAUUGUAAUAGUUUCUGCAAUAUUUAGAGAAGCUGUUAUAUUUAACAACGAAGAGCUUGAAUCGAGCCUUAAGCACAUUCUAAUCUGUUGUCAACUAGUAAAACUUGAUCUGUGCUGCAAGAAUCAUUCCAUCGCUUCAGAUAAAUAUGGAUUUUAUUAAGUAACAUUCCAUCCGUAGGAUAUAGACUGAUACUUUUACAUUCCAGCAAAGGUCUUUAUGCUAUUUUAAACUUAAAUGAAUGUGGUUUUUAAUUUAAUUUAUUUUUUAAGCUUUUAGAACUUAAGAAAUCUUAAUUAAAGAUGGAUAUUGAACUUUCCUUAAAGUCUACCAAAUUAAUUUGAUUUUUUAGUUGAAUUUUUUCAUAGCAAAAUUAAGACGGGAAUUUGAUUUAGUGCAAUCUUUAAGAAUUGAACUAAAAGUUUUUUUAAAGAAAAGUUGCACGCAAGAUUUUUAUUAAAUAUUUCUAGUCUGUUUUUGAAUUUUUACACGUUUAUUUGUUACAAAUUUCCUUUCUUAAAAUCUCAUUUGAAAUUAAAUUGUUUUGUUAUAAUCUGUUGACAUGUUAAAAUUUCCAUGUUAUUGUUUUGUUUCGGCAAAUAAUCGGCCAAACUCUACUCAGCAAUUGCUUAAUUUACCCGGCCAUUAUUUUAAAACUACUUAAUGUUUUUAUCUCUUAAUAUUUACACAGUUGUUGUUUUUUCCCUAAGAAUUUCAUUUUGGAAAUUUUUAAUGUUUUAUUUUCUUUAUGGAUUAAAAAAAAUUUUUACAUUGAAUCUUUCAAUAUCGCAAACUUGUGAAAAAAACAUUGCAUCAACUUAUUUUCUUUUUGAAAUAUUUUACUUUUAGAAGCAAUAAUAUUUACACGAUUUGUUUAUCCGAAACGAAAUUGCAGAAACUGAUAUGCAACCGAAUAUAGAAUAUUAGCAUCAAUUUUGGAGUUGUGUAUUUAUACGUAGUUAAGAGAUGAUAAUACACAUUUAUGCAAGAAACUCAACUAUCGUUUAUAAAUUUUUAAUGAAACUCUCAGAUGAAAAUAUUUUCAUUUUUAUCGAGUUUUUACUAAUUAAUAUUUUUUUCGCUCCAAUAUGCAAGAUGUUAUCUUUUUUAGAAUCUGUAAUAUUUUCUUUAAUAAACAGAACUAUAGAAAAAUAGAUAUUUUGUAGCAUGCCGGAUGUAAUAUAAUUUUUGUUUAGUCUUAAGAUAUAUUAUUUCGGGUUUCAAUAAGUGUAAUAAUCUCAAUAAGUGAAUAGUGAAGUGUGCCAAAAUUAAUUUUGUAGGUUUUUGAUUCCAGUCCGUGUGUGCCAAAGUUUGUAAAAACUACCUCUUUCACAAUACAAUGCAAUUUUAAGCUCUUGCUGUAACACAAAGUAUAUUCCUGGAUAAAGGUGCUAAUGUUAAAAGUGAGACAAAUUGCAAUUUGUGCGAAUAUAAUAAAUGUAACAACAAACAAGAACAUAACCUUUUAUGAAGCUGUCCUAUCUUGUCAAGAAAAAAAGUAUCUGUA